Messenger RNA from Ornithodoros turicata, 1540 nucleotides. Its product is annotated as solute carrier family 35 member G1-like. Gene Ontology annotation, cellular component: membrane. The record is from RefSeq and is a predicted model, not a curated record. The transcript has a single exon. NCBI's taxonomy places the organism in Eukaryota, Metazoa, Arthropoda, Arachnida, Ixodida, Argasidae. The coding region runs from base 321 to 1484 and encodes 387 amino acids.
GCAAUAGAUGAUGUCUGAGACCGGUUCCCUGCGCCCACAAUCGCCUUGAUGUUCCUGCUCCGGUAGACAGUCCUGGAAGUUCAUCGCUUCUGGUAAAUGUGCCAGGAAUGUACGAACGCUAGGAAUUGCUCCCGGAGAUAAUGAAGUACUUCAAGCUUGGCGAACAAGGUCAGAAGGGCUGCCAGCAGGAUAGUCCCAGUGCCUCCGAUAAGCGUGACACAAUUUCGAUGGCACAAGAAGGCUGUGGCAGCCAGUGAAAACAUUCGAGCCCAUGUGACCACUAAAGAAGUGUAGUGGCAAUUGAGCAGCAGGUCUGUAGAAUGGCAUUUGACCAACGCAGCGCUUUCGUUUUAAAUUCACCUCCAAGUACUCCUCCGGGUGCUGUGAAGAGCCAACGAAGCCUUCGGUCUGUAAUCCUGUCGCAAGACAACGACCCGCUCAGUGAAUGUUCUUCGUGCGCAAUGACUCCAUCGACUGGACUUACAACGCCAGAACUGAAUGCGAAGUACACAGAAUCUGCCAUCGUACUUUUCCAAACACACAUAAACUUCCUUACGGGCAUGCUGUAUGCCCUUCUUAACAGUGUCGUCGUCGGAGUCAUAUCGAUAUUUAUCAAGGUCCUGUACGACAUCCCUACAGGGCAACUUGUCUGUAUGAGACUUUCUGGAAUCUUAUUCUUCUCCCUUCCACUGGUCAUCUGCAGCAGACAGCACCCAUUUGGCACGCGACAUAAUAGAGCAGUUCUCGUCUUGCGUGCAGUUGCCGGCAGUGCUGGCCUUUACUUCAGGUUCUGGUCAAUGAAGCUUAUCCCAUUGUCCGACGUAGCUGUCAUCCUUGCAAGCCUACCCGUAUUCGUCACAGCUCUUGCACGUGUUUUCCUCAAAGAGCCCUGCGGUGCGUCAGACACAAUCAUCCUUAUUUUAACUAUGAUCGGCCUAGUUAUGACCACACAAGUUCCUGUGCCAUUGGUGAAUGUUCCUGGAAGCUCUGUGCCAAGCUCAGACAAGUUUAAAGGAGUCACAUUCUCCCUUCUGGCGACGCUGUUCAGUGCCAUAAAGUUCCUGAUGAGUCGUUACGUUCAUGAGGAACACUACUCUGUGACACUUUUUGUUUACGGCUUGGUGGGUGUAAUGCUAUGCGUUAUUAUGGCGUUUUGCGGCCAGCCUUACGUCUUGCCUCGCUGCGGACUGGGGCGGGUGUUGUUCAUCGUCUUUAUAGUUCUGAGCUUCCUGGAGCACAUGGUUUUGAUCAAGGCGCUUCAGAUGGAGAACGCAGGUCCUGUAUCAGUGGUGAUAGCGGCAACAGAUGUAAUGCUCAUGUUUGUGGCUGAACUGUUGAUUUUCGGAAACGUUCCCGAUAAAUAUAGCUUCGGUGGUGCUAUGAUAGUGUCCCUUUGUGUAGUGGUGAGUUUAGCCAAAAAGGCGGUGUCGGAAUCAAAGCAGGGCAGUUGGGUAAAGCGAUAUCUCAACUGGCUCAAUUACUAGCCGUACAAGAGGUCAAUAGCUGUAGCCGCAAAAAAUACAAUAAAUAGAAGAAUCCA